AUGCAUGGCUGCCAAGAUGGCGGCCAUGGGCUGAAGCAGACAGAGUUUCGGGAGAGGUAUGUGCAAAUGCUUGACCAGAUUGCCCGGCAAAUGAUUGAUUUCUACAAAGAUGUGGUAACUCAACGAGUGAUGGACCAGCGUAUUUUAGAAGAAUUGUAUAAUUUCAAGCAUGUUAUUGAGGAACUGACCAGGGAACUGUGUCUGGUUCGGGCACAUGAUGUGAAAUUAACAAAGGAAGCAGAAAAGGUUCACAAGAAUUUGGCACAAGCUCUUUUAGAUGCUGAAAAGAAUGCCAAAAUUGUAGAAGAAUACCAUGACUUAUAUACAUUACAAAGAGAAAGGAUGGAGAAUGAUAUUAAACAGUUAAUGGCAGAACGAGAUAUCUGGAGCUCAGCCACAUAUGAAUUGUCCCUAAAGGUAAUUGAAAGAAAUAGAGUCAUACUGGCUAAAAGACUUUAUCUUAAUGAAAAAGCCUGGAAUAAAUACACUAAGCAUUUCAUCAUACUGCUGUCAAACAAGGAUACUGAAGACCUUGCAGUAUUGCAGAAAUUGACACAAAAAUGGAGAGACUUAAUGAAUAAAUUUAAACAGGAGGUAGAAGAAAGUGAAGAGUCUACAAAAGAGACAUUGCAAAUUAUUAAAGAUGGCCUUAUCAAAUGGCAGCAGUUCUUUGAAAAUAACAAUGAAAAAGACACUGUACCCCCUAAUAAGGAGAAUAUAGUUAACUUAAUUAUUUCAGAUUUCAAGCAGUGGCAGAAGGUGCUGAAUGAGGAGCAAGAAAAGCUUACUGGGGAUCUUCUGUUGUCAAAAUAUGAUACUCUCAAGAUUAUUAAACAUUUACAGGAAAAUUGGACAGAUAUUGGGCUUGGGAUAUUUGGUCGUCAUAAAAGUUUGGAGGGGGAGAUGCCACCAGAGCAACAGUAUAUGGAGGAAAUUAUCAAAAACAUAGGAAAACUCUACAAAGAUUAUGAAGUAAGAAUAACCGGGGAAAAUGGUAUUUCUAAAAUUCUUCUGAGUGUGAUUAAUUCUCUUGACUUCUGCUCUUUCAAGUUGGAAAACUUCCUGGAGUUUCCUGAUAUGCCUCUUGAAGAAUGGCAGGGAGUUAGUAAAAAAAUUAAUGAAAUUAAAUCACAGUUGGAGACAUUGAUAAGCAUUAUUGGUAUUGUCCCACAGUUCAUAGAUGUAGACCCUGGCCUGGUACUCCAAACAUAUAUAUUUAACAUGAUUCAACAAUGGAUUUUGAAGAUAGGCAAUGAAAUAAACAAUGGUAACAUUGAACUUCAGCGCUACAUUGAUGAGUUGCAUAUAUCUAUGAUCCAGUGGAUGGUAAAUUUGCUGAUUUUGAUGAUACCUGACUUUACUGACCAAGACAGUCCCCCAAAGUUGGAGGAGGAAAGUGUUGAGAAACAUGAUGUAGGAGUUGCACAAUUAGAGCUAGGUGCGAUUGAACUGACAAGAAAAUUGUCCCAAUACUCCAGUUAUUUGAGCAGUUGUUGCAAAGCAAUGUCGCUGUGUAAAGCAAUUAACUCACAAAAAAGUGCUACUGAAGAACUUUAUGAACUGGAUAAUAUGAAG
Molecule: messenger RNA, 1575 nt
Organism: Carlito syrichta (Philippine tarsier)
Lineage: Eukaryota; Metazoa; Chordata; Mammalia; Primates; Tarsiidae
Product: axonemal dynein light chain domain-containing protein 1-like
Exons: 12
Source: RefSeq, a predicted model, not a curated record